Messenger RNA from Coregonus clupeaformis (lake whitefish), 2111 nucleotides. RefSeq names its product E3 ubiquitin-protein ligase HERC2-like. The transcript has 15 exons. Lineage: Eukaryota; Metazoa; Chordata; Actinopteri; Salmoniformes; Salmonidae. The coding region runs from base 132 to 2111 and encodes 659 amino acids. The record is from RefSeq and is a predicted model, not a curated record.
UCAAUCAUAUGGGUCCAACAUGGACGACCUGGUAAUGCAGCAAAGCCCGUGAUAGGACUGGAGGGACCAGAAUAUAAUAAGAAAAGCUUGCAGGGCUCGGUGCGUUUGCAGCCAGGAGAGAAAACGGAAAUAUGCCUACUCCGUAUUUUACCCUAGAUGCCCAACUGAGGUUCCAUGACAAAUGGCUGAAGAUCGACCUGCAGCGAGUGUUCUCUCCAGAGGGGCUGAGUGAGAUGUGGAAUGAGAUGGUGAAGGAUGAAGAGAUCACCUUCAAUGGAGAAGAAUCGGCUCACCCAGAAGACUGCACUGAUUGCUUCGGUGCUCAGAAGAAGGAUGAAUCCAACGACAAAGAGAAGAAGGAAGAGGAAGACGUGUCGACGUCUGUCCAUCACUCCAUCAUCGAGACGUGGGACUGGGGGCGGCAGCCAGAUGAGACAGAGCUGAAGGACUGUCUGACGGUGCUGAUAGAGGACCAACAGAAGCUAUCGGCCCAGAUGGCUAAGAGCACGCUGUCUGCCAUGCGUCUGCGCCAGCGCCUGGUCAUCCUAGAGAGAUACCUUAUAUCGCUGAGCCACAGCAUGAUGGAAGAGAAGUACAAGGUCCGCUGGAAGAUCCCCCCCAGCCCCCCUCUACCCAUCGUAGACAACAAGAGCGCCCGGCCAGCCAGUAAGGGUGUGGAGGGUCUGGCCAGAGUCGGCUCCAGAGCAGCGCUCUCCUUUGCCUUUGCCUUUCUACGACGAGCCUGGAGGUCUGGUGACGAUGCGGACCUGUGCAGUGAGCUGCUCCAGGAGUCCCUGGAUGCUCUGCGAGCCCUCCCAGAAGCCACUCUGUUUGACGAGGGCACCGUGUCGUCUGUCUGGCUGGAGGUCGUGGAGAGAGCCACCAAGUUCCUCAGUGAUGUCCAUGGAAGUGGAAGCACCAAAGGCAGCAUCCCACUACAGGACCAACACCUGGCCCUGGCCAUCCUGCUAGAGCUGGCAGUGCAGAGAGGCACUCUGAGCCAGCUGCUGUCUGCCGUCCUCCUCCUCCUGCGGCUGUGGGACAGCGGGACCAGGGAGAUGGACAAUGAGCGCUCCACCCAGGGGACCAGCGCACCCCUCCUCCCUCUCCUGCAGCGCUUUCACAACAUCCACAGCAGCAAGGAGGAGCCCGGCCCUGAGGAGGAGAUGGAGAUCCUGGGGUCCCCUCUGAGUCCCAAUGAGAGUUUCUUGCGCUACCUGACGCUGCCCCAGGACAAUGACUUGGCUAUCGACCUGAGACAGACGGCUGUGGUCAUCAUGGCUCACCUGGACCGUCUGGCCGCCCCCUGCUCCCCCCCGCAGUGCAGCUCCCCCACCUCUCACAAGGGCAGUCUGCAGGAGGUGAUUGGCUGGGGGCUGCUAGGCUGGAAGCUGUAUGCCAACGUGAACGGGCCGGUGCAGUGCAAGGCCCUGUCAGGCCUGGGGGUCUCCCAGAUAGUGUGUUCUGAGAAGGGCUUCCUCAUCCUGGCCAGCAGUGGAGCCGUCUACACACAGAACUACAAGAGCACCACACUGGCUCCCAUGCUGGUCCAUGCCCUGACCUCCAGGAAGAUAGUGAAGCUGGCAGCUCAUCCAGACGGGCAGCACUAUCUGGCCCUGUCGGCCAAUGGAGAGGUCUUCUCCUGGGGCUGUGGAGACGGGGGCCGCCUGGGGCAUGGAGACACCACGUAUCUGGAGGAGCCAGCGGUGAUCACAGCGUUCACAGGGAAGCAGACCGGGAAGCAUGUGGUGCAUGUAGCCUGCGGGAGCACCUACAGCGCGGCUAUCACAGCUGACGGAGAGCUGUACACCUGGGGCAGGGGCAACUACGGACGUCUGGGACACGGUUCCAGCGAGGACCAAACUAUUCCCAUGCUGGUGACGGCUCUAAAAGGAAUGAAGGUGCUGGAUGUGGCGUGUGGCAGUGGAGACGCCCAGACCCUGGCUGUCACAGAGAACGGCCAGGUGUGGUCGUGGGGGAUGGGGACUAUGGGAAGCUGGGUCGUGGAGGCAGCGACGGCUGUAAGACCCCCUAAACUGGUGGAGAAGCUUCCAGGACCUGGACAUAGUGAAGGUGUGCUGUGGGAGUCAGUUCUCUGUAGCACAGACUAA